AUGCCGCCUCCUCAGCCCAAACGACAAGGACUGUUACAAUUAGCGAAGUCUGCCCAGUUAUACUGGUUUUUGGGUCAUGCCUUUGCCAUUCUAUUCACUGCAUUGACAUUUGCCACGUCUUUCUUCCGAUCUCCAUUUUCGGACACUCCAUUAGGCUUUUAUAAGAAUGCACUAAAUGCGAUCAUCAUCACAUAUGUCAUUGUGCUUAGACAGGUACACAAGGGCAAGCCAGUCACAAUGAUUAUUUCACAAUUACGGUCCCUCCUGAAAGAAAGUAACGUUCAGUAUUUGCUACUGGCUCUUGUUUUCAGGCUGACAGCCACUGAUCCAGGUCCAGUCUUUGGUGGGUUGUAUCCAUUCACUAUUUACUCUUUGUUUCAUUUCUUGAAUUAUUUGGAUACUACUCUGCUGGCAACUCUACCAGUCUCAAACGCAGACCAGGUUCGCAAUUUGAUUAGAAUGUUCGUGAGCUCUUACAAUGAAAAGUCCAUGUACCUUGCGGCUAGUUGUGAAUUAUUUUUAGUUCCUUCUUUGUUGCUAUCCUCUUUGAAGUCGAUUAUAUUGCUGGAAUGGUAUAGGGCUCCCUUUUCAUUUAUCAGGCAAUUAAUCGUGGUAUUCUCCGUGAUCUCGUUUCUGAGAUUAAGAUAUCAACAGAAUGUUUACAUGAAACAAUUAGUUGAUAGUUAUGAUUUGAAGAUCAGUCAACUCUUAUACCAUCCCCAACUUCCUCAAGGAUUCAGGUUGGGAUAUUUACGAUUUAAGAGUCUAUUAACAAGCACGCUAGGAUACUUAGAAUUGGAAAAAAAGACCAGAUAA
Molecule: messenger RNA, 816 nt
Organism: Komagataella phaffii GS115
Lineage: Eukaryota; Fungi; Ascomycota; Pichiomycetes; Pichiales; Pichiaceae
Exons: 1
Coding region: 1-816 (271 amino acids)
Biological process (GO): membrane organization; endoplasmic reticulum tubular network organization
Cellular component (GO): endoplasmic reticulum; membrane
Source: RefSeq, a predicted model, not a curated record